UUGUGGGUUAGCGGUAAUCGAGCUGUGGAGGCAAACGGCUCACUACCUGCCGGGGAGGCCCCGUGGAAGCGGUGAGGGCGAAGAUGAACACCCUAUUUUCAACAGGGGUCGUUCAGCAGUUUCCAAACUAGGUCCUAGUGCCUCUGCCUCUUCUGAAGCCUGUCCCCAGAAUGACUUCCCGAUGCACUUCUUGGCUCCAAAGCACAGCCUGCUCUUUGGGACAAUUGCAAGCGAUGUAUCCAGAAGAUAGACGGAUGGACCCUGAGAAGGUGGAGUUUAAUGCCAGCGUGUGUGAUCUAAUCUUGGCCCGUGCCUUGGUGUUCUUAGAAAAAAAAAAAGAUGGGAUCACACCUGUCAAAGGCAAAAGAGUUCCUUAGAAUCUACAAGUAUGUCAGAUGCAGUGACUCCAGGGAUUAUUUUCUCCUUCCUCAAAAAGUUGAGAAAGUAGCCUGGAGAAGAAAAUAGAAGAAAAUAAGAGAUAGGAAAGAAUGCACAUGAAGGACCAAACUGUUCCUGGAACAGCUGAUUGAUUGUGUUUUCCUGAAGCUGUGGGACCAGUUGACACAGUGGAACAUAAAUCCUGAUAGGAGUCAGAACCAGUAGACGAGGAUUCUCUGCAUUCUGAAAUUCUGCAGAGUAAAAAGAACAGUGAACAGUUUUACAGAAGAGACUUUUCCAAUAGAUUCUUUCUGCACGCUAGUAUUUGUUUGCUCUUUUGGCUGCUGUAGACCACCGAUCAUCAGUUCUUACUGAGCUUUCUGUAUUACUGGUUCCAAACUGACAUGAGCAGCUUCCUAUCAAAUAAGCCACUGCUACUGGAUUAAUUCACCUUGACAUAACUGCUGUGAUGCCAAAAUCCACACGGUAAAAGAUCCUGAUGCAGCCUGGAGAUCCACAUGUGUUAGACUGUGUCUUAUGAAUCAGCCGUCUCAGCCACUAGAACGUCUGAUGGCAUUAAGAAGUUUAGCAGACGCAGAAUGACUAGAAGAAUUAACUGCAAAGGUGUACAAAAUUCUGGGCAUUCAUGGGAGAGAAAACAGUCGUCUGCAAUGAGAAUGCAAAGAAAGAAAGUCUUCAGUGCGAGUCCAGCUGUUGCAGUGCAUCAAAAUAAAGAGGAAAGGAAAAAAGAAAAUGAAGGUGUGAACCAAUGUCAGAAUGAUCUACAGUGUGAGCCAAGCUUCAUAGAAGACAGACUGAAGCUUUAUGAAGCACUGAAAAAAGAACAUGAUGCUUUGCUAGCUCACAGAGCAGCCAACCAGAGCAAACCCAUCAAAAUUAGCCUGGCAGAUGGAAAGAUGGCUGAAGGGGAAUCUUGGAAAACCACACCGUACCAAUUAGCUGUAGGAAUUAGUCAAGUGUUGGCUUCAAAUGCAGUCAUAGCGAAAGUGAAUGGUGAGUUGUGGGACCUGGAUCGUCCGCUGGAGGGAGAUUGUACUCUGGAGCUGCUUACGUUUGAUAACGAAGAAGCAAAAGCUGUUUAUUGGCAUUCAAGUGCUCAUAUUCUUGGGGAGGCCAUGGAAGGCUAUUUUGGAGGCUGCUUAUGCUACGGACCACCAAUUGAAAAUGGAUUUUAUUAUGACAUGUACAUGGAAGACAGAGGUGUAUCUAGUACUGAAUUCUCACUACUAGAGAACCACUGUAAAAACAUCAUAAAAGAGAAGCAGGCUUUUGAAAGGCUGGAAGUCAAAAAGGAGAUCUUGUUAGACAUGUUUAAGUAUAAUAAGUUUAAGUGUCGUAUCCUUAAUGAGAAGGUGAACACACCAACUACCACAAUAUACAGAUGUGGUCCGCUGAUUGAUCUCUGCAGGGGUCCACAUGUGAGACACACUGGAAAAAUUAAAGCCUUCAAAAUAUUUAAGAAUUCAUCUACUUAUUGGGAAGGAAAAUCUGACAUGGAAACUCUGCAGAGAAUAUAUGGAAUAUCCUUUCCUGAUAACAAAAUGAUGAAGGAAUGGGAAAAAUUCCAGGAAGAAGCCAGAAACAGGGACCAUAGGAAAAUUGGAAAGGAGCAAGAACUCUUCUUCUUUCAUGAUUUGAGUCCUGGAAGCUGCUUUUUCCUCCCCAGAGGUGCCUUUCUUUAUAACACACUCGUGGAUUUCAUACGAGAGGAAUAUCACAAGCGUAAUUUUACUGAAGUUGUGUCUCCGAACAUCUUCAACAGUAAACUCUGGGAAGCUUCAGGACACUGGCAGCACUACAGUGAGAAUAUGUUCUCUUUUGAGAUCGAGAAGGAGACUUUUGCCCUUAAACCCAUGAAUUGUCCAGGACAUUGCUUAAUGUUUGCCCAUCGUCCACGGUCCUGGAGGGAAUUGCCUCUUAGACUGGCAGAUUUUGGAGUUCUUCACCGAAAUGAGCUCUCUGGGACUCUCAGUGGUUUGACUCGUGUAAGGCGCUUCCAACAAGAUGAUGCUCACAUCUUUUGUACAAUAGAACAGAUUGAAGAAGAAAUUAAGGGCUGUCUUGAUUUCUUGAAGUCAGUGUAUGCUGUCUUUGGUUUUACCUUUCAACUACAUCUCUCUACAAGACCAGAAAAUUAUCUAGGAGAGUUAGAGAUCUGGGAUCAUGCAGAAAAGCAACUUCAAAACAGCUUGAGUAACUUUGGAGAGCAAUGGAGUUUGAAUCCAGGAGAUGGAGCAUUUUAUGGUCCUAAGAUUGAUAUUAAAAUCAAAGAUGCUAUUGGCAGGUACCAUCAAUGUGCUACUAUCCAACUGGACUUCCAACUACCCAUUCGGUUUAAUCUUACUUAUGUUGGGAAGGAUGGUGAUGAUAAGAAAAGGCCAGUGAUUAUUCACAGAGCUGUUUUGGGAUCUGUGGAGAGAAUGAUAGCGAUUCUGGCAGAAAAUUAUGGAGGAAAAUGGCCAUUCUGGCUGUCACCGCGGCAGGUCAUGGUGGUGCCUGUGGGACCGACUUCAGAAGAGUACGCCCGGCAGGUUUGCAAUGAAUUUUUUGAAGCAGGAUUCAUGUCAGAUGUGGAUCUAGAUCAAAGUUGCACAUUAAACAAGAAAAUCAGAAAUGCACAGCUGGCCCAGUAUAACUUCAUCUUAGUGGUUGGAGAAAAGGAGAAAGCAAAUAAUGCUGUCAACGUGCGGACGAGAGACAACAAAGUUCAUGGAGAGAUUUCAAUAUCUUCUGCCAUUGAAAAACUCAAGAAAUUUAAGAGCUCACAUAUUCUAAAUGCAGAAGAAGAGUUCUGAGGUUGCUGUUUGGAAUAAGAUCAUUAGCUGCCCAUGUGAAACGGUGUUUCUUUCUUCCUUGUACAGCAGCAAUGCUCACCUGAGAGAACUUUCAGUUAAUGGAUGCAUAGAGUAAGCGUAGCUGUGCUGGUGCUGCGGGAGUCGCAUGAGAGGGCAGACGCAACUGCCAGCUCUUGUGACAAUCCCACAGGCUCCCGGUCUUACUGAACACGUCCCGCGCCUCCGCGGGGCUCCCCUGGUUCUGCUGUGGGGAGAAGCGGGGCUGCGGGGGCGGAGGAGCCGAGGCUGGGCCAGGCCAGGUGCGCCGGGAGCACUUUGGUUGAGUCUCUUGCUGACUCCAGGUGAUAAUUAUUUAUGUUGGGUUUGUUUUGCGGGCACAGCUUGAUUCGUUCUCAAUUUAUGUUCACGGGCUACAAAUACAUCGGUGGCUUUGGAAACCUCAGUGAAACAAGCACUGAUUGAUUUGGUGUGUUAAUCGGAUGCUGUAAAGGUGAUUGCCAAGAAUGAAGCUGAAUUAUUUGCUGUACCUGUGUGUGGAAAGUGUUUUGUUUUUUCCUAUGUUUGCUGUUGAUUUGGCUUUUUUUCUAAAGCAAACAAACCUCUGAAAAAACUUUGUAUGUAAUUUGUUGCUGUAUUUGGGACACUGAGAGUGCUGAAAAGGCAUAGAUGACAAUUUUCCUUUUACAAUGCAGCAUGUUGGAAUUGAAAUUGGCCAUAUUUCUCUGAUUUGUUUGUGCUUAUGAAUGAUUUUAAAGUUACUGUUGCAGGCAAUUGAAUCAUAUUUUUGGAGAGAUUGUAUCACGAUUUUUUCACUUUUAUCUGCUCUUUUUUCGUUACAAGGCUUGGAUAGCAUUAAAAGUGUUACUUAAUUAUCUAAGCUCUACAAUUGUAGUUGUUGCGAUUUAAAUAUCACUGAAAUGUAGCAGAAAAUACCAUUUGGCACAUAAAUCCUAUACAAAUACAAA
Molecule: messenger RNA, 4159 nt
Organism: Columba livia (rock pigeon)
Lineage: Eukaryota; Metazoa; Chordata; Aves; Columbiformes; Columbidae
Gene: TARS3
Product: threonyl-tRNA synthetase 3
Exons: 28
Coding region: 978-3194 (738 amino acids)
Biological process (GO): threonyl-tRNA aminoacylation
Cellular component (GO): cytoplasm
Molecular function (GO): ATP binding; threonine-tRNA ligase activity
Source: RefSeq, a predicted model, not a curated record